Molecule: messenger RNA, 667 nt
Organism: Musca vetustissima
Lineage: Eukaryota; Metazoa; Arthropoda; Insecta; Diptera; Muscidae
Product: ADP-ribosylation factor-like protein 13B
Exons: 2
Biological process (GO): non-motile cilium assembly; receptor localization to non-motile cilium
Cellular component (GO): ciliary membrane; non-motile cilium
Source: RefSeq, a predicted model, not a curated record
GCAAUGUCAAUCAUCUAUUGCUUUGAUAUGUCCACAACCAGAGAUGAUAUGAAGAAAUCCUUUAAUUUAUUAAAUAAAAUAUUAAAAAAUCCCUAUGUCAGGGGUAAACCUGUACUUCUGGUUGCAACAAAAGCCGAUCGGACAGAUGAAAGUAUACAAUUGUAUGAUAUUGAAAAUGCCUUCCAUUUGCAUCGAAUGGCUAGCAUGUAUGGCAGUACCAUAAAACUAUGUAUAUACGAUCCUAGAACUGAGCAUAUGGAAUCGAAUAGAAGUAUAAACAUUAAAGCUGGCCUAAAUUGGCUGGUAAAAUUCGUAGUGGAUAAUUACGAUGUUAUACAAAUACGUUUAAGCUGUGAUAAAAAUAUGAAGGACUGGGAACAAAAUCGUGACAAACUUGUGACCGAAGGAAAACUUAAUUUUCGUGCAUAUCAAAGGUUUCCCAAAGCUUCCAAUCGUCAUAAAAUUUGGCGUUUGUCUCACAAACGUUUACGACGUAGUUUAAUACGACCACGUACUGCUCCGCCAAAGUUAAGUUUCAUCUCCACAAUGAAACAGAAUAAUUUAGCUGAUCCGAAAAUAUCUUCUUCCAACCAGAUUUCAUUAGCUGACACAAGUAAGGUGCCAAAUGGUGUACUGCCGCAUGAAGAUACAUAUACUGAAAUUCGAU